Messenger RNA from Triplophysa rosa, 2096 nucleotides. It is a transcript of the gene prlhr2b, whose product is annotated as prolactin releasing hormone receptor 2b. Gene Ontology annotation, molecular function: neuropeptide binding; neuropeptide Y receptor activity. The transcript is spliced from 2 exons. The record is from RefSeq and is a predicted model, not a curated record. Gene Ontology annotation, cellular component: neuron projection; plasma membrane. Gene Ontology annotation, biological process: G protein-coupled receptor signaling pathway. The coding region runs from base 287 to 1399 and encodes 370 amino acids. Lineage: Eukaryota; Metazoa; Chordata; Actinopteri; Cypriniformes; Nemacheilidae.
UUUCAACCUGUAAGUAAACUGCAUUAAAAAUAUUUUCUCAUCAUUUAUUCACCCUCAUGUCAUUUAAAACCUGUAUAUUGAAUACAAAAUGUGGUAUACAAAAGAUAUUUUGAGAAACGUGUCAGUGGUUUUGUUCAUACAAUGGAAGUCAAUAGAGUCCAAUGUUGUUUGGUUACCGACAUUCUUCGAAAUAUCUUCUUUUGUGUUCUGCAGAAGAAAUAGUCACACAGGUUUGGAAUGAAAUGAGGGUGAAUAAAAGUCGACAUCCAAAGAUGCUUGCUUAGUGAUGAUCUUUGUGUCCAGCAGGUGGAGACUUUGGAGAUCUUUGUGGAGGAUGGAGGGUUCUGGUUGGCCAGGUGAAAACGAGCCCCCUGAAUCCCACGUCUACGAGGUGACGGUGGUCCAGAACACCACGGCCCCUCACAACCACCCGUUCGCGGACGUAGCCCUCCUGCAGACCUUCAAACCGCUCAUCAUACCCUGCUACGUUCUCGUGGUGCUGGUGGGCGUCUUCGGCAACUACCUUCUGAUCUACGUCAUCUGCCGCACGAGAAAGAUGCACAACGUCACCAACUUCUUCAUCGGCAACCUGGCCUUCUCGGACAUGCUGAUGUGCGUGACCUGCGUUCCCUUCACGCUGGCCUAUGCUUUCAGUCCCCACGGCUGGACCUUCGGACGCUUCAUGUGCUACCUGGUGUUCCUGAUCCAGCCGGUCACCGUAUACGUGUCCGUGUUCACUCUUACGGCCAUUGCAGUCGACAGGUACUACGCCACCGUGCACCCUUUGAAGAAGCGCACCUCAAUGGCGGCCUGUGGGUAUUUGCUAUCCGGAAUCUGGGUGCUGUCGUGCGUGUUAGUAGUGCCCGCCGUGGCCCACACGUAUCACGUGGAGUUCAAAGAGGAAGGUCUAACCAUCUGCGAGGAGUUUUGGUUAGGCCAGGAGACCCAGAGACUGAUCUACGCCUACAGCACGCUGCUCCUCACCUACAUCCUUCCUCUAUCGGCCGUCUGCGUGUCCUACCUGUGCAUCUCCGUCAAACUACGCAACUGCGUCGCCCCCGGGCACCGGACGCGAGACCAGGCCGAAGCCCAGCGCGCCCGGAAACGCAAGAUCUUCAGGUUAGUGGCUCUGGUCGUGGCCGCGUUUGGAGUCUGCUGGCUGCCCAUCCACGUCUUCAACGUGCUGCGUGACAUCGACAUCCUUCUCAUUAACAAGCGUCACUUCCUGUUGAUCCAGCUGUUGUGUCACCUGUGCGCGAUGAGCUCGUCCUGCUGCAAUCCCUUUCUGUACGCGUGGCUGCAUGACCGUUUUCGCUCGGAGCUCCGCAAGAUGUUCACGCGUCACCGUCGCAUCGGCAUUCCUACCAACCAAUGUGCCACAGCCAGCGUGGUACUGUGACCUUCAUGGUAGUGGUGGGAUUUACUGCGGAAACGUAAAAAAAAGGAAGUGCAAUUGAAUUCAUGUGGAAGGGAUAGUUCACCCCUAAAAUGAAAAUCAUCAUGUCAUUUCUCAAAAUAUCUUCUUUUGUGUUUAAAUGAAGAAAGAGUCACAUACAUGUUUUGAACGAUGUACGGGUGAAUGAAUGAUGACCAUUUUUGUAUUUUUGGUUGAACUAUCCCUUUAUUGGUCCAUUACAUGUAAAUAAUGUUGGAUUAUCAUUCCUGUUCAUCUCAUUGGCUGAAAUCUGCUCAUGAGCACAUCCAGCUACUUUUGAAUGGCAAUCAAUGAAGAGUGGAUUUUUGGCAGCAGAAUGAUUAGUUACUGCAUCUAACAGAACUGGAUUGCGGUCCAAUGUUCAUCCCCUUGGACUAACGGGAGUACACAGAGAUUGCAAAGAAUUGUGGGUAAACGUAAAAAUAUUAUUGAGCAAGUAAAAAGGGUCUAUUUUGAUUUUACGGUGUAUGUGUAAACAGUGACACCUUCUAUCAUUUGCUUUUUAAUUUCCACAUUUAUUUGACCUCUCUAAAAUGAUUUUUGGUGCAUAAUAAUUAAAGAUGUGUUCUGACAUUAAAUGGACUAAAGCGAUAUGUAUGUGCAAUAAAGAAAGAGUUUAAAGACUAAAUCUGAUCACAGAGCAAAAUAUUGCCAAGAAAAU